Molecule: messenger RNA, 1848 nt
Organism: Notodromas monacha
Lineage: Eukaryota; Metazoa; Arthropoda; Ostracoda; Podocopida; Cyprididae
Source: the annotation of a GenBank genome assembly
AAUUUUUCAAAUUCCUGUAUACAGCAGUAUUUUGGAUGAGGUUGCAAACUUCUUGAUUUCUCAACGGUGCAUAUAUACUUUUCAAAAACCCGCCCGAAGUGGUGUUCAUGAAAGAAGGGGUUUAAUUAUGCUUUGCUGUUCAAGAGACGAAAUUUCUUACGAUUCAUGAAAAUGGAAGAAAACCUUCAAAAGAUUGUAGUCAUAAAAUCCACUUAUCGGAGUCCAAUUGUCCGUAUUGUGCGAACUUGGCCCUUCACGAUUGGGUACGGGAAUGAUUGUACUUUGAGGAUAAAUGAUCCACUCGCAAAUUUCGGAAAAUACUUGGUGAAGUUCGACAAGGAUGGUUCUGGAAUUGUUGCUCGUCCUCUGGAUUCCGCCUGGAAUUCCCCCAAGGUUUUUCUGAAUCGCCAAAUAAUUCUAGAUUCAUCGUCCACGGGAGUGAAAAUGAAGAACGGAGACACAGUGGGGAUUCACUUCGGAUCACCUUUCCAUUUCGGAUUACAAGUGUGUUACUUUUCUGAAUGCACAAGGAUUGGAGUUUCCAGCAUCAAUAAAUUCCUGGAACUGCCAAAAAGAGCAAAGAUUGAAGUGUUGACAAACUUGGAGCCUGUGGAUUUGCUUUUUGGAAUAGCACCUGUAUGCAGCAUCUUGUUUGACCUGGUGAAAGAUCCAAGAUUAUGGAAAUCCUUUGGAAAUGUUUCUGAACUGCCAAAUGAUGCAAUCUCGGAUGUGCUUCAGUUGUCAGGCGACAAUGUUGAAUCCAUUGUUAUCAAGCUGACUCUGUAUAGUGACAUUCCACCUUGGGUCUUCAGCUCUGUGAACUCGUCAAAACUGAAGGAGUUUUCCUUGAGUUUUUGUGAUAAUUGGGAUGGGAAAUUGCCGUACUCAAUUAUUCCAAUGAUCUCGCGUUGCCGGAACUUGAAGAGGAUAAGACUGGAGAAUUUCAAGGAUUCUGUCCCAGGUUUUGGUUUUGAGGCCUUGCACAAUGUGGAGCAACUUACAGUAAGGUCAGAUGAACGAGCAGUCUUUGAAGUUUUCAUCUCUGAAGAAUCACGGAGUAACUUGGAUUUGAUUGGAAUUUUUGCCGGAUUGCCAAAUCUCAAGUUUCUCUGUCUUGGUUUCGGAUUUUUCUUGGAUGGAACAAAGUGGGAUGGAUCCGCAUUACCCGGUUUUGAGUCACUUCAAAAAUUGACUUUCAAAGAAAGCAUUAUUGAAGGAUUUACAGUGAAUCCCUUGAGUUUUAUGGUGAAGACGCUUACGUGUCUUCAUGUUCCCGUAGACGGACAGAUUGAAAUGUUGGAAGUGCUUGAGAAUUUGAAGGUUCUGGUGCUUGAAGGACCACAUGACCCCGACUUUGACCUAAUCUCCUUUUUCCCUCGCCUGCGAUCCCGCCUCAGGGUUCUCAAAAUGAUCUCCUCCAAUGCACUCUCCAACGACGCGUUGAUUGCUAUUGCCUCCGGCCAAGGUUCGUCUCUCGAAGCAUUCCAUGCUCAUCAUUGCUCCGAACUGUCUGACAACGGGAUAACUGCAUUUCUGCGACUGUGUGGCUCGUUGAAAUGGCUUGAUAUAAGUGGGAGACACGGUUUGAGAGGAGAUUCAGCAUGGAUUGGAGAAAUUGAAAAUCAGACAAGAUUUGUUUUUAUGCGCAUCGCGGAUGUUUACGAGUUUUCCGAUGCGCGAUCGCGAACGAUUUUUGCGAAGUUCGGGAAUUUGCAUGCUCUUUUCGAAAAGGAUUGCCGUGAUGUGUGGAUAGAUGAUUUCGACGAAGCUUUCUUUUUGCCGGAUUUCCUGGAUUUUGUGAGAACGAGCAUUUGAGAGGGCCCUAUAAACGUUGUGUUCAUUGGUGAA